AAAAAUGAGUGCCAUAUAAGUUUUUCUUCCCCAUUUCCAUCAGCAGCUUUGUUAUUUUUCUAAUAGAACUUGGACAAGAAAAUCUACAGCGAGUUAUGCAGAUGUCCAUACAUCUGCUGAUAAUGAUGGUGCUGGUAGCUGGCAAGACUCGAGGUGAUCAGCUAUUCUCUCCUUUUGAUCAUGGGGUAAUUGGAAAAGUAUCUGAACAGUUUCUACAGGAUCUGGCAGACGAGAUAGCCACAAUGAUUUCAGAUCUAAUGCAGGGAGAAUCACUCAGUGGAAGUGACUGUAGUGGUGUGGACGCGUGUGACUACGAUAUAAACGUAGGCUCACUGAAUCGCAGUCCUAAUAUCAAUCUUAAACACGAUGGAAGCGAUGGACCUGUUGGACAGCUUGUUGUAGACGCAAGUAUUGGCGGGUCAAUUGAAGCGUCCGGAAGCUGGAGCGUGGAGAAGAAGAUAUGGUUUAAAACUUUCUCUUUAGCAGGGCAUGUGGAUAUCCUCGCUACCGAGUUCAGUCUGGAAAACCGCGUUAUUCUCGGACGCAAGUCAAACGGACAAAUUGGAUUUUCCCGUGGCCUGGACACCUGUAAAGCAAACGCAGGAUCUCUUAACAUUAAGAUCAGCGGUUCUUGGCUCAGCUGGCUACUCAACGUUCUUUCUCAGGUCUUGUCAGGCCAGGUGGAGAGUUUCUUGGAGGAAUUAGCUUGCGAGGAAGCUAACGAGGCUAUCGAUGAAGCUCUACAAAAGUUUGAAGAGACUGUGUUUAACAAGGACCUCUCGCUGAAUCUAACAUCGGGAGGAGAGUUGAAGCUGGAUUUCCAUCCCUCUCUUAUCACAGGAGGGGACGAAUGUGCUGUCAUUGUCGCACCAGUGCCAAUUGAAAUGAUCGGCCAACCGAAGCCUUCCGAAACAGUGACGCCACCGUUCAUCAACAUUCCGGCUGACGUGGACGAGAUAGAAGAAGUUGAAGAACUCAGAAGAAAGAGAGAGGUUAACCAAGACUGGUGUGACGUGGUUCCAGGCUCAAACAGCGGGGUUUCUGUUAUAGUAACAGAGAAUAUGAUCUCUAGAAUAAUCCAAAGUUUGCAUCUUUUUGAUUUGAUGAAGUUCAGUUUGAAGGAGAGUGGCAGUUUUGGCAGCAAGAGGAGGUUUGAUGUGUUUCGUGGUGGACAACACUUAAGCACGUUUAAUGUGGAACUUCCGGACGAAGUUCAGGAGUUGGCUGCCUUUACUGUAACUGAUAUGAAAAUAAGCAGUACCUCAAUACCUGAGGUUCAAAUCACUAGCAGCGGAGUUUCUACCACAGUCAACCUCAGAGCAAGAAUGAUUUUGUCCAAUGAAUCCCCACAAGUCGAGAUGAGAACGGAAUUCGAAUCCAAAGCUAAUUUUAAAGGAACCGUCAAAUUAGCUAAAAGAGAUGGACGAUACCUAUUGCUGCCACAAGUAACUGCGAAUGUUGACGUUUGGACAGGGAAAUUGUAUGUUGAAUCUGAAGAUGGUCAGGACUUCAAGGAGUUAGACGACGGCGACGAAUUGUUGGAGGUCAUUGAGCAUCUUUUAAAUGCUGCGAUAGAGGAAAGCCUGGCAAAGCUGUUGGAAGAAGAAGUGAAAGACGGCAUUCCGAUAAAUAUACCAAGCGGGUUACUGUCUAUUGGAGAGGCUGAGAUCAUUUACCAGGAAGACUACAUCCUGAUCAACGCCGAUGACAUUAGUAUCAAACUUGAGUAAUUUAGGUAAUUUAGGUUCUGGUUAAUUACCUACUUUAUUAGUUAUUUACUUAUUGUACUAUGGACAAAAGUCGAUUUUUAGACUAAAAGACACUGCAUUUAAAACAUUUGAUUACAAGGUUGAACAGUUUAGUUUCGAAUCUUAUCAGACUAGCAAUUUUUUGUUAU
Bolinopsis microptera is the source of this 1897-nucleotide messenger RNA. RefSeq lists its product as uncharacterized. Gene Ontology annotation, molecular function: lipid binding. NCBI's taxonomy places the organism in Eukaryota, Metazoa, Ctenophora, Tentaculata, Lobata, Bolinopsidae. The transcript is spliced from 3 exons. The coding region runs from base 96 to 1730 and encodes 544 amino acids. The record is from RefSeq and is a predicted model, not a curated record.